Musca domestica (house fly) is the source of this 1753-nucleotide messenger RNA. Its product is annotated as nucleolar complex protein 4 homolog A. The record is from RefSeq and is a predicted model, not a curated record. NCBI's taxonomy places the organism in Eukaryota, Metazoa, Arthropoda, Insecta, Diptera, Muscidae. The transcript has 5 exons. Gene Ontology annotation, biological process: ribosome biogenesis. Bases 127 to 1689 code for a protein of 520 amino acids. Gene Ontology annotation, cellular component: small-subunit processome; Noc4p-Nop14p complex; nucleolus.
UGAAAAAUUUUACCCAACAAAAUACAUGUGUUUACCUUCUUCACAUGGCAUUGUUUUCAUUUAGGCUCAGUUUAAUAUAUUGUAAAAUUUUAAAAUUCAUAAACCUACAGUAAAUAUACUCCAAUAAUGGCUCCAAUCGAGACACCCCCUGCUACUAAUCUUAAGAGCAAAAUAUCUAAGGGUCUUAGGGCGAAGGCCAAUGAUUUUCUCAACAGUAAAGUAAAAUCAAAGAACUUGGAGGAAAUCAUUCAAUUUUUAGAUAAUGCAAUCAAACACAAAGAAUCCCUUACACCAGCACUUCUGACGCUAGAAGUGGUCUUUACCCAGCUAUUAAAAAGGAAGGAAAUGUUUGUUUCAGCCAAUAAACAGGAAUCGGAAUCUGAGGCCGAGACAAAAUAUCGUGAUUGGUUGCGUGAACGAUAUGAACAAACAUGGAAUCUGAUGUUAAGUGCUAUUGAAAAUUGUGAAAAAUCUCAAGAUGCUUCACAAGCAUUGAGCUGCUGUAUGAAAUUGCUUGCAGCGGAAGGAAAAUAUCCCAUAAAUGUGAGCGAAGAACCAUUGAAUUUUCCCCGUAAACGUUUGCGCGGCAUUAUAGAAAAACUCUUAAGCGAAAAUCGUCUAAUGCCAACACUGAUUUCAAGUUUCAAAGAAUUUGCCGAAUACUUGGAUGUUGUACAGAAUUGUUGGUUUAUAUUGUCAUCAAUGGUUAAAAAGUCCAUGACACAAACUGAAAAUGUGGCCAUCAAUUGUCUGCAUUUAAUAAAUGCCAUACCAUUGAAUAAAUCUGUACAAGAUAACGCCAAAUUGCUGGUAGCAUUAACAGAAAAUGCACCGGAGACGGAACAUUUUGAUUAUGCCAAUACACGUAAACACAUUAAUCGUAUUUGGAAUAAUAUUAUGACAUGGUUGGAACCAAAUCUGGCGGAAUCGGUACACCGGCAAAUGUUAAUUGUUUUACUGGAAUGUGUGUUGCCUCAUUUGGAAAGACCUGUAUUAUUAACAGAUUUUCUAAUGGAUUCUUUAGACUGUGGUGGAGCUGUGUCUCUUCUCGCACUGCAGGGAGUUUUCACCCUAAUACAGAAACACAAUAUAACUUAUCCAAAUGUUUAUGAAAAACUAUAUUCCAUGUUUGAGCCAGAAAUUUUCCAUACCAAAUAUAAAGCGCGUCUUUUCUAUUUGGCCGAUAUAUUUCUGUCGUCCACACAUUUGCCAGAAAAUCUGGUAGCUGCAUUUAUGAAACGUUUAGCUCGCUUGAGUUUGAUUGCGCCACCUCAGGAUACUGUAAUUAUGCUACAGUUCAUAGGUAACUUAUUGUUACGACAUUUGGGCUUGAAACGCUUAAUCUGCGCAACACAGGCCACUGAAGUAUCCACCGACCCGUUCAAUAUGCAUGAAAGUGAUCCAAUUAAAUCAAAUGCCAUUGACAGUUCUUUGUGGGAAAUUGUGGCCUUGCAGAAACACGCAAUACCCUCAGUAGCCACAGCAGCACGAUUCAUAUCCCAGCCAUUGCCAAAGAAAGAAUGGGACUUGUCCGAAAUAUUGGAAAUCAAGGAAGACGAUAUAUUUGAAGAGGAGACGACGACGAGCAACAAAAAAUCAAAGCAGCAGUACGCUUUAGCAUUUGAGAAGCCGGAAACCAUGUUCCUGCCUAAAAACGAUCAAUUUCAAAGGCAUUGGAGUCUUAUAUAGUUGUAGUUACAAAAGUAAUAAAACAAAAAUAAAAUUAGAGUUCUUAAUCCAAGUUGUCUUUACA